ACAAAUAUCUUCUAUGUUUUAUUCUUUUCGUAUGAGUAUUUUACACGUAACUUUAUUAAUAAUAGUCACAAAUAAUCACAAAAAAUGUUAUUUUUAAAAUUACUUUUUAUUUUAUUAAUUGGAGAUUUCAUCAAAAAUGUGGUGUUGUACAAUCCAAUGUUAUCGUAUACCGUACGGUUUAAGAAAGUUUUUGUACAACCGAGCCAAUUUGGGCAUUUUACCGUCGAUCAAUACAAAGAAACACAAUACAUAAAUGGAAAUUUUACACUACCUACGAAUGUAUCCAUUGAUACAGUUAUAGCGGUAUUUAAUCGUUGUGACCCAGAUGGCAUUAAUUGUGAAUACUUCCAAACUUGGAAAUUAACAGAUAUCUGCACUAAAUUAAAGGACAAGAAUCAAAUAUGGUCCCGUUGGUACGGUUCGUUUGAUCCACCUGUGAUUUGUCCAUUUGAUAAGGGUCAUUACCAAAUGAAAAAUGGAACUAUUGAUCUUGGCAUAACAACGCUGUUGUAUCCUCAAGCAACCGAUUACCAAUGGAAAGUAAUUCAAAAGUUCUGUGGUAAUGAUGGAUGUAUCGGUAUUAUGGUUAUGGAAAUUUCAUUUUUUGGCUACAGAAAAAAAAUCAAGUUAAUUCCAAAAUUAUAA
This is a messenger RNA of Myzus persicae (green peach aphid), 645 nucleotides long. RefSeq lists its product as uncharacterized. The record is from RefSeq and is a predicted model, not a curated record. Bases 85 to 645 code for a protein of 186 amino acids. The transcript is spliced from 4 exons. Lineage: Eukaryota; Metazoa; Arthropoda; Insecta; Hemiptera; Aphididae.